UCUGUAAACUGACCGCUAAUCAGUUCGCGCGACAGUCAGCCUCGUGCGCGUGUAUUCAUAUCUCUUCGAACUUGGGUCGCUUAUGAAUGUUUGGUGCAUUCACGACUGGACUCAGUCACUUGUAAGAUUGCUAGAAUAACAUCUACAAGUUUUCACAUGAUUAAACCAGAGUGAUGGAGCUGAACGGUCUACAGUCUGGGGACAGGCACAGUGAUGGAGCUACACAAUGUCUGGUCUCACAAGAGUCCCCAUACCGCACAACAACCAUGGCCGGACACUCUCGUUCAAACCUCUACCUUGCCUGUGUUGCCGCGAACAUUGCUUCAUUUUCAAUCGGCAACUGUUUCACAUGGACUUCUCCGACUCUGCCACGAUUGCUAGAGGAUAAUGAUAUCUUGCGCAUCACAGAUGAUCAGUCGGCUUGGAUUGGCUCCCUCAUUGCCUUUGGAGCAAUCUUUGGCCCACUGCUGGCAGGAGCUCUGGUCAACACAGUGGGUCGCAAAUGGGCCAUCACCCUGUCUGUCGUCUGCAUCACUGUUAGCUGGGUGAUGUUGCUGUUCGCUCGAACCCUGUGGCUCAUGUACACAGCAAGGGUGGUGGCCGGUAUGGGUGGUGGAAUCAUAUAUACUGUGGUGCCCAUGUAUGUGGCAGAAACUGCAGAGGAUGAAAUUAGAGGUGCAUUGGGCUCGAUGUUGGCAUUCUUCCUCUGUACAGGAUUCCUCCUAGCCUACCUAGUGGGACCUUACGUCUCAUAUACUGUGCUGAUACUGGCGUCUCUAGUGGCUCCUGUUACGUUUCUUGUGGUAUUCCCUGCUUUCAUGCCAGAGACUCCUUACUUCCUGCUGCAAAAUGGGAAAGAAGUGGAAGCUUACAAGAGCCUCUCGUGGUUAAGGAAGGGAGCUUCCGCUGAAGAUGUCAAAAAAGAACUCCAUACCAUGAAGGUGUCAGUGGAGGCAACAUUACAGGAGUCCGGCACUCUCAGUGAUCUGUUCUCCACGACAGGAAACCGCAAGGGACUGCUGUUAUCCUGUGGUCUAGUGGCAGGUCAGCAGCUGAGCGGCAUCAAUGUUGUCCUGUUCUACGCUGAGAGUAUUUUCCGCAUGACAGGCUCUGACUUGUCUCCCUCGCUCAGCUCGACUAUAGUAGCAGUUAUCCUCAUCUUAUCAGCAGGCAUUGCUGCCCCCCUAGUUAAGAAGUUUGGGAUGAAAUGGCUUCUUAUUAUCUCUGCUAUUGGAAUGGGAGUCUUUCAGGGCCUACUAGGUUUCUAUUUCUACCUCCUCCACAUAAACACUGACGUGUCUUCACUUGGCUGGUUGCCCAUCUUCAGUCUCAUUGGUUACAUAACCCUUUAUGCUAUUGGUUUCGGGCCACUACCAUGGGCAGUCAUGGCUGAGAUGUUUCCCACCAACGUGAAGGCUGUGGGAUCAGCACUUACAGCCUCCUUCUGCUGGGUCAUCGGCUUCCUCAUGACCAAGUUCUUUGUUGAUGUCUCUGUCUCUCUUGGCCAGUACAUUAGCUUCUGGAUGUUCACUUUUUUCUGUAUCCUCAUGACGUUCUUUACAAUCUUCUUGCUUCCUGAUACCAGAGGGAUGUCUUUUGAUGAGAUCCAAGAUAUUCUUAAUAACCGUCGGAGAGGGAAUAGUUAGAUUUCAACUUAGUGAUGAAAAGGGUUGUCAUAUUUUUUCACGAACAUAAAAUGAGAAUUUUUGAAAUAAGAUAAUUUUUUGUUAAAGUGGAAACUCAAUACAUUUAAGUAUUUUCAUGGCUCAAAUGAGAGAAAGGUAGAUUUCAUUUGAGGCUGUUAUCUUCAUCUCAAAUUACCAAAUGGAAGGUGACAAAUACUUCCCAAUCAAUGAUUCUUACAAUGAUGGUAUGAUAACUCUUUAACCCAUUGGCCUAAUAUUUUAAGCAGCUUCUGAACUCUACAGAAAAUGUUAUUUAAAUUUGCUUAAUAUUUCUGAAAAUCAUCAUUUUGAUUUUAUGUUGGUAAAUUGUUGAGAUAACAAUUUUGCACAAUGCAAACAACUCAUAAAUUCAUCAGAGCAAUGUGCAAAUAUUUAUCUAUAUAUCAAGUUUUGCCUGUGUAUUUUACAAAUUACGGAAAUUAUCGUAUAUCUGCUAUGUUGAAUACAUAUAAAAAUUACCAACAUCUAUUAUUAUAAAACAAUGAGAUAAAAAUAUGUAAAAAAACAAAUAUUUUUGUAAAUGACUUGUAUUUUUCUAAAACACUUCAAUUGACUCUAAAAUGCUUAAUAACUAAUAUGCAACAACUCUUUUACCAAGAUUUAAAUGGGAGCCAUCUUAAAAUGUAAGAGGAUAACAGAAUACGUAAAGUAAAAGUUAUUUAAAACUUCAUAUUUUUAAUAAAAAUAAUACUUAUUGGGAAACAAAGUAAUUAGAAGUGUAAGAUUAGCAAAAAUACAACAAAUCCCCAGUAUAUUCCAUC
Messenger RNA from Homalodisca vitripennis (glassy-winged sharpshooter), 2446 nucleotides. Its product is annotated as facilitated trehalose transporter Tret1-like. NCBI's taxonomy places the organism in Eukaryota, Metazoa, Arthropoda, Insecta, Hemiptera, Cicadellidae. The transcript has 7 exons. Bases 174 to 1646 code for a protein of 490 amino acids. The record is from RefSeq and is a predicted model, not a curated record. Gene Ontology annotation, cellular component: membrane. Gene Ontology annotation, molecular function: sugar transmembrane transporter activity. Gene Ontology annotation, biological process: transmembrane transport; carbohydrate transport.